AUCACUGCACAUGAGAACAUAUCCUUCUUGUUCAGUCAGUAAAUGAAGAUGUUACUCAAGGCACUUUUCGUCUUUGGUGUUAGUUUGACCGUAGUUCACGCAUUUGAAGACAAAACAAUAGCGCAGUGGUUGACGGACAAUGGCUACAGCACACUAGUCAGCCUUUUAAAACAGGCCGGACUUUACGAUGUACUUAACAGCCCCGGUGCUUAUACAUUGUUCGCACCAUCUGAAGCGGCGUUCGGCAAGGUGCCCCAGAGUUUACUUAGUACAUUACAAUCAGAUAAUGCACUGUUACAAUCGGUCCUCAAGUAUCACGUGCUACAAGGUUAUACUUUGAGCCCUACAAUAAAUAAUGGUGCCGCGAAAACGACCCUUAAUGGCCAAGAUGUUACUUUCAAAGUGUUUGCAAACAGGACUAUAAUGGUGAACAACGCUGUUGUAAAAAGUGGUUCCUCUGAUAUCAUCUUGAACAACGGAGUAAUACAUGUUUUGGACUCCGUGUUACUGCCAGUCACAGAUAAGGUUGGGGAAAUUUUGUUGAAGAGAAACGAUGAAUUCAGUACCCUCAAUUUACUUCUGACCAUUACGGACCUUGCUCCAUCCUUGUUAGCCGGAAAUGUUACUUUGUUUGCACCAACAAAUGAUGCCUUCAACAGGGUAACCACUCAGCUACCAAACUUCUCUGAUCCUGGAGCUAUAGAUAUAUAUAAAAAAAUUUUGCUGAACCAUGUUGUCAAUGGUGCUGUUCCCUCGAGUGCUCUGUCAAACGGACAGACUGUCACCGCUCUUGGUGGUGGUACAUUGCAAGUCGGCAUCGAUUCAAAUGGUGUGUCAAUUACACCAACAGGAUCGAGCAUCUCGGGCAAGGUGACAGAGGCUGACGUGACGGCGAUUAAUGGUAUGAUACACGUCGUUGACCAAGUUCUCGUACCCGCAAAACUGUAGAGGGAGAGGUUCAACGUGCUCACUUGUUUAGUUAAACUGAAAUAGAUUAAUGUUAAAUCAAUAAACAUAAUUUCAAAAAG
Molecule: messenger RNA, 1028 nt
Organism: Ruditapes philippinarum (Manila clam)
Lineage: Eukaryota; Metazoa; Mollusca; Bivalvia; Venerida; Veneridae
Product: transforming growth factor-beta-induced protein ig-h3-like
Exons: 6
Coding region: 43-948 (301 amino acids)
Source: RefSeq, a predicted model, not a curated record